Messenger RNA from Symbiodinium necroappetens, 1671 nucleotides. The record is from the annotation of a GenBank genome assembly. NCBI's taxonomy places the organism in Eukaryota, Dinophyceae, Suessiales, Symbiodiniaceae.
AUGGCGGGGCGGGAGGUCGUGCCGCGGACCUGGCCGUCAGGGCUCAAUGCAGCCGAGCGCAUCAAGGCCGAACGAGAGCAGCAAGGCGGCGCGGAGGACGAGGAGGUCUUUGAUGAGCUGCUAUGGAAUCAGCAAGUCACUGACCUGCACCGGGUCAUGGAAGUGGCGAAGUCUGUCUGGCUUCUCUUGGAGCACAGCAACGAGGCCAUGGUGCGCGUAGCACUGGAGAUUGCCUUGGACCGGAAUUAUAAGAAAGUCCUUUGGUGGCCCGACUUCUGGUUUUCGGACCACGACAAGCGUGAAUAUUUCAAGGAGAUUGUGAGGAUCAAGCUCGCCAUUGCCAUCGCCAACGCGAAAGGUUCGGCGGUGGACCUCUCGGAGUUUCAGAAGAACGAGGAGGAGAGCGAGUUGGUGAUCGGGCUGCGGAAGAAGAUCUCCGAGCUGGAGGAGGCGCUCCGGAUGGCCCGGCAAGCCCAGGAGGCCGCCGAGGCGCGCUGCCGGGAGCUGGAGGCGGCGGCCGCCGAGGCUGCCCAGCGCAUGGCGGCCAUGGAGAAGUCUCUGGAGCAGCUCCGGAAGGAGGUCAAGGAUGCCUACAGGAACUCUCUUGUCGACAAAGGCAGCGAUGCAUCAGAGGAGGAGAUCGUGAAGCUCAAGCAGCAGCUCAAGAUGAGUGAAGAACAGCGGGUGAAGCUGGAGGAGAUGAUUGCGCAGUUGAAGAAGCAGUUGCAGCAAGCGUCGGCUUCUGGAGACGCCUCCGCGCAGCUCAGUGUCUUGGCAAGCGCGCGGAAGCGGAUCGAAGACCUGGAGAACCGGCUGAAGGAGGCCCAGAAGGAGAUUGCUGCCUUGAAGAAGCAGAAGAGCCCCGCUCCGGUAAAGACGGAAGGAAAAGCUACGGUCGACGGCGAAGCCUUCCGCAGACUCAGUGCGGAGUUGGAGGAAGAGCGGCGCAAGCGGGAAGAGCUCGAGGAGCUGCUUCAAAAAGCUCAGGAAGAGAUCGAGCUGCUGAAGAAGGACCUCGACGCCGAGCGGAAGAAGGCGGGGGCCGCCGAGCUGAGCGCGGAGCUGAAGCGGCUGCAGCAGCUUGACGGCAAGAAGCCGGAAGUUCUCCAAGAAGUGCAGCAGGUAAGCAUCCCGGGCGGCAUGACGGAUGAGCAGCUGGCGGAGCUGGAAGAGCUACGGGCGAAAGCAGCCGAGCUCGAGAAGUUGAAGGCGAAGCUGAAGAAGCGUGACGCACAGAUCGCUGCUCUGCAAGAGGCUCUGAAACGCGAGAACGACAAACUGAACGAGGAGCAGAUGCGGCUGCUGAAGAUGCUGAAGCAGGUCCGGGAGCAGCUGCGCAUCGUCAUGGAGCUGGCGGAGAAGAAGGGUCUGGGGGAUGUGAUCAAGAAGCUCUUCGAGGAAGCCGGUUUGGGCACCACCAUGUCUGAUCCGGACUACACGUGCUUCGAUCGACUCUACGACGAUGCCCUCAGGCGGAUGGACAAGCAGCGCCGUCUCGAGUGGUACCGCCUCGGGAACACCGGUGAGCCUCCGCCAUCCUUCAAGGCGAGGCGAGCGCAUUUCUUCUGGAAAGCGUCCUUUUCACGAUGUCCCCCAUCAGAAUUGCAUGGAACUCUUGGGCAUGGCUCAAGCAUGAGUUGCAGAGGGGGGGGCGCCCAUGCGCCCACAUAA